AUGGUUGUUGCGAGCUUUGAUUGUACUUAUCUGACUAGUACAUCUAACCAGCUCAUCUCAAAGUGGUCGAGUGAAGUCGAAGCAGAGAGUGGCAGCUCGGCGGCUAUUUUCGAUGAUACCAGUAUGAUUUUUUUGCCGCCGAUGAAGCCGGAAACGUUAAAGAUUAUUUUUGACCUUGUAUCUGUUGAAGGCCCUGGUAGCUGUGAUACUGAAGAACUAGCUUGUCAGCUAAAAGUUUGUCUGCAGAAUGGACUGAAGUUUUGGGAUCAAUUAUUUUAUGAAUUACAAUUUUCAUCCAUAGGUGGAACUAUACAGCUCGAUUUGACUUGUCAGGUGUGGAACUCAGAGAAAGCCUGCACGCUAUUGCAAAAACCGCUCGAGAAUCGUCCGCAUGUGAGGAAUUUACCUCACGUAUGUGUCCUGAAGGAACUCAGAAUCGAUGUGGACAUGUGCUUCUCCUGCGAGCCAUAUCUCCUGAUUGACGAAAUUUUACUGCAGCUGAACGAAUAUCUCUGUUCAUUAUUCAUUUCUCAGUUGGAAUUCCGCUUUCCGCUCGUGUUCUCAGCCACCGCGAGAAAGCGAUUUAUGUCUCAGGAAUCAGCGCUUGGUCCAAUAUCGUAUGCGCUAACCAACUCUUCCGCCUUGUUGCCAAUUCUGACCAAACUUAUCUCGGAUGAUACCACCGCGACAACAGUCUAUCAAGUUAUGAAAUACCGGAAACGUCACACCAAUCAUAUUUCGUUCCAGAUAGCUAAGCGUCAAUAUGAUGGGUAA
Messenger RNA from Torulaspora globosa, 774 nucleotides. RefSeq names its product Rec102p (gene REC102). The transcript has 2 exons. The record is from RefSeq and is a predicted model, not a curated record. NCBI's taxonomy places the organism in Eukaryota, Fungi, Ascomycota, Saccharomycetes, Saccharomycetales, Saccharomycetaceae. Bases 1 to 774 code for a protein of 257 amino acids.